UCCCUGCCCGGCGGCGGCGCCCAGAGGGGCUGCGGGGCAUCCGGCGGCGCAGCCUGCAGCGCAGCAGGCUCGGGCUGAGUCCCGGGCGGGCAAGCCCUUGCCGACCACUGCAGUCCGCUCGGCAAGUCCUGGACCGGGGAGAUCAAGGGGAACUUGCACCCUGCUCAAGAAGAGUGCACAGAAUGGGCUCGGGACCCUCUGGGGUUUGCGUGGCGCGGGGCGGAGGGCACGGAGAGGAGCUGGUGGGUGGUGGGAAGUGCAGCUGGCAGCAUAACCAAGUCUGGUAAAUAGCGCGGGGUGGAGGACCUGAACCACUUGGGACAGCCGGGCUGCAUUCGCCUCUACGGCACAGAAUAACAAACAGCUUUGCUGCAGAGAGGGCUUUCCCCUUCGCUGGAGCCGUGGGCUGCAGCCAAGCCCCCGCGCUCAGAAGGAAGCUGAGAUCUGGGGCAGCAGCCUGGCGCCGGCUACUCCCCACCCCCAGAGAUCAGGUUCCGGGAUUUUUGGGUGGAGACUGAGCCUCGGCGGUCCCUCGGCUGGACCCCGGGGGCUUAAGAGCUGAGCUGCGCUCGGGCCCGCAGCAGGAGCCGACCGCGCGGGCAGGAGGGGGUUAAGGUGGCGCUAGCGCCCGCGGCCAGCGGGAGGGUCUGGUCCUCUGCGCCGAGGCGAGCGGUGAGCGCGCCGGACGGAAUCCCGGCCGGAGCCCGGGGCGAUGGGGAGAGGGCCCAGACCCCUCCCCGCCCUGGGGCCUGCGGGAUUGGGUCGGCAGGGGGCCAGUCCGGAAGCCGGCUUCCUCCAGGCUCCCCCUCUCGCUGCUGCCAAGCAGCCUCACAGCUAGGCAGGCUGAGCGUUUGUUCUGUGCUCCCUGCUGAGGAGAUGUGAGGGAUUUUCUCUUGGGGGAGAAAUCAGUGGUCGAGCGACUGCCCAGCUCAAAUGCCACCCGGCUCAGAGGGAGGCCUGCGGCCCAGGGAUCCCGGAGGGAGAGCAACGUCACACCUCCUGAGGACAGCCAGGACUCCAGCUUUUGCUGAGCUUUGCAUCUUGCCUCCUUCCUUCAAAAGGCUCCAGGCCCAUGCUCGGCUGUCUUCAAGUCCCGCAUGCCCCUGGCCAGGCAUCACAUCGCCCCUCCAGCCCAGCCCAGUCCUAGAGCUCACCUCCAGGACCCAGAAUCUGCCCUCCUGCCCAGAAUGACUCACCAUUAUUUCUAGCUGGAGUGAGAAGACGUGAUGGGGAGUUGGGCUGCCUGUUUGUGCAUCUAAGAUUCCUGCAGCAUCUAAUCAGCUCUGCAAGGAAGAGAGCUUCAGGUUCCUGUCUGGUCAGCCAAGCGAGGCUGUCUCUCCAGCUCUCAGAGAGCUCUCGGGGCUCUCCUGCAGGAGACCAGGCCAAUGCUCCUGUGCUUCCUGGGGCCAGUAGCAGCACCCUGAGCUCCCUGCCACCAGGCAGCUGAAAGGCAUAGCGUGAGGCGCUUCUCAGUCCCAAUUAUGACAGUGGCCACCGGAGACCCAGCAGACGAGGCUGCUGCCCUCCCUGGGCACCCCCAGGACACCUAUGACCCAGAGGCAGACCACGAGUGCUGUGAGAGGGUGGUGAUCAACAUCUCAGGGCUGCGGUUUGAGACCCAGCUAAAGACCUUAGCCCAGUUUCCAGAGACCCUCUUAGGGGACCCAAAGAAACGAAUGAGGUACUUUGACCCCCUCCGAAAUGAGUACUUUUUCGAUCGGAACCGCCCUAGCUUUGAUGCCAUUUUGUACUACUACCAGUCGGGGGGCCGAUUGAGGCGACCUGUGAAUGUGCCCUUAGAUAUAUUCUCUGAAGAAAUUCGGUUUUAUGAGCUGGGAGAAGAAGCGAUGGAGAUGUUUCGGGAAGAUGAAGGCUACAUCAAGGAGGAAGAGCGUCCUCUGCCUGAAAAUGAGUUUCAGAGACAAGUGUGGCUUCUCUUUGAAUACCCAGAGAGCUCAGGGCCUGCCAGGAUUAUAGCUAUUGUGUCUGUCAUGGUGAUUCUGAUCUCAAUUGUCAGCUUCUGUCUGGAAACAUUGCCCAUCUUCCGGGAUGAGAAUGAAGACAUGCAUGGUGGUGGGGUGACCUUCCACACCUAUUCCAACAGCACCAUCGGGUACCAGCAGUCCACUUCCUUCACAGACCCUUUCUUCAUUGUAGAGACACUCUGCAUCAUCUGGUUCUCCUUUGAAUUCUUGGUGAGGUUCUUUGCCUGUCCCAGCAAAGCCGGCUUCUUCACCAACAUCAUGAACAUCAUUGACAUUGUGGCCAUCAUCCCCUACUUCAUCACCCUGGGGACAGAGUUGGCCGAGAAGCCAGAGGACGCUCAGCAAGGCCAGCAGGCCAUGUCACUGGCCAUCCUCCGUGUCAUCCGGUUGGUAAGAGUCUUUAGGAUUUUCAAGUUGUCCAGACACUCCAAAGGUCUCCAGAUUCUAGGUCAGACCCUCAAAGCCAGCAUGAGAGAAUUGGGCCUGCUGAUAUUCUUUCUCUUCAUAGGGGUCAUCCUUUUCUCUAGUGCUGUCUAUUUUGCAGAGGCCGAUGAGCGAGAGUCCCAGUUCCCCAGCAUCCCAGAUGCCUUCUGGUGGGCAGUCGUCUCCAUGACAACUGUAGGCUAUGGAGACAUGGUUCCGACUACCAUUGGGGGAAAGAUAGUGGGUUCCCUAUGUGCAAUUGCAGGUGUGUUAACUAUUGCCUUACCGGUCCCUGUCAUUGUGUCCAAUUUCAACUACUUCUACCACCGGGAGACAGAGGGAGAGGAGCAGGCCCAAUACUUGCAAGUGACAAGCUGUCCAAAGAUCCCAUCCUCCCCUGACCUAAAGAAAAGUAGAAGUGCCUCUACCAUUAGUAAGUCCGAUUACAUGGAGAUCCAGGAGGGGGUAAACAACAGUAAUGAGGACUUUAGAGAGGAAAACUUGAAAACAGCCAACUGCACCUUGGCUAACACAAACUAUGUGAAUAUUACCAAAAUGUUAACUGAUGUCUGAUUGAAACCUAUUACCAUACUCACAGCUCAAUGGAACUAAUGCAGAUGUUGCAUAAUAGCCUGCAUUGUAGUCAGUGUGUUCUACAGUGUGUAUCUGGUUCUGCAUGGAAAGCAAUAGUUGUGCAAGUGACUUUUGAUCUUUUGACUUUGAUUUAGGACACAGAAUAUCUAUCAUGGCUUUCAUGCACAUCCUCAUCACCGGCUUAUGAGUUUCCAAAGAUGGGAGUCACCUAUCAAGCUAGGAUUUCAGAACGACAUUGAGGCCACCUCAUAUCCAAUACACAGUGCACCAUAUCAGUGCCAUCAUUCCUUCCUAAUGAAAUGCACACAACAUCUAGGAGAUGCACUCCCCUCCCCGCCAUCCCACCACCCCAUUUGAGCCCACCUGCCCUUUCACAGAGGAACACAAUCAUGGUUUAGCUUUAAAUAGCUGGUGUUUACUCAAAAGGUCAUUCUCAUUUUUGCAUUGAAAAGAACACACAGUCCUGUGUGUUGGAAUUACUUUCUGUGUCACAGGCUGAGGUUUGUGAAUUGCAAUUGCCAAGUAGAUGCUCCGGAGGCUUGUGUUUCAUAACGGAAAAUGCUGCAUUCUGCUUUUUCUCUGCAGUGUCGAUGUGAGGGAAGCCCGGGGGAGGGACAGUUAGUAUAACCGAAUAUGAGUUGUCAAGUUUCACAUUUGUUCCCUUAGGCCUAUGGGGAGAAGCUAACAAACCAACGGACCUCUAAGCCUCUGAUUUCACCAUUUUUGCAGGCU
This is a messenger RNA of Chlorocebus sabaeus (green monkey), 3734 nucleotides long. It is a transcript of the gene KCNA2, whose product is annotated as potassium voltage-gated channel subfamily A member 2. Lineage: Eukaryota; Metazoa; Chordata; Mammalia; Primates; Cercopithecidae. Gene Ontology annotation, molecular function: protein binding; delayed rectifier potassium channel activity. Gene Ontology annotation, biological process: action potential; potassium ion transmembrane transport; protein homooligomerization. Gene Ontology annotation, cellular component: membrane; dendrite; juxtaparanode region of axon. The record is from RefSeq and is a predicted model, not a curated record.